AUGUCAGUCGUCCAGGAACGAUCGAGCUUGUCAUUGAGCUACGCCUCCUCAUUUGAAGAUUCACGUCCUCAUUGGCUUGGUGACAGUUGUCGUUGCUCAUCAGAGGAUCUCUACAACACCAUUGCAAAGCUUGAACAAGAAGCACGUUUGGCAGCAGAAAUUGGGCAGACAUUACUGCAAAAGCAUGAUGCACUGAAACAUGAAUCGGCUCAACUGGAGAAACAGCUUGCUUUGUCACACGACAAGACGCGGCAUUUGGAACGUUUGCUACAUGAACAAGAUUCUGCCAUGGAAGAUUUAUCCGAGAGACACAAUCGCGCUAAUUGGGAACGACACAAGGCUGAACAGACGCUACGAGAAACGGAAGCUGAUUUGGAAAUGGCCAAUGCACGUAACUCUCAAUUGAUGAACGACCUCAAGUCACGAGCCUCUGAACUUCGAUCCACACGAAUUGCAUUACAUCAAGCGGAUACACGCGAACAGAAUACUCGAGCCAAGCUCGAAGAUGCAAAGCAAGAGCUGAUUGCAGCACAAAAAUCAGAACGAGCGAUCGAAUCAAAGCAUAAAAAGUUGAGAGCUCGAUAUGACAUGCUGUAUAGUGCCUAUGAAAAGCUCAAGUUGGAACAACAAGAGGUACCUCAAGUCGCUGAAACGGAUGAUUUGGCAUGGUUACGUGAAUCCAAUGAGCGGCUUCGAAAUGAAAUGCUAAGGCUCUCAUUGUCAUUGGAGCCAUCAGAAAAGCAUCAGCAACAACAGCAGCAGCAUAUCAAAGAGCUCGAAUCAAGCAAUCAAGAGAUGGCUACAGAAUUAAUUGAAUGCCGUGAGCGACUUGCCGACACACAAGCUCAGCUAGAUGCAAUGCGUCUUCAAAUGGAAAAGCUAUUGUUGGUAUCAUCACAACAAGAACAAUCCAUGGUGCUCGCCUCUCAUACACCACCGCCACAAAAGCCAGCAUCCAUGCCAAUGCGUACAUUAUCAGCUGUUGUUCAUCAUCAUCAUCACAUUUUGCAUCACCACAACAAUAUCAAAUGUCUACAGGACGCUGCUGUUCAAACACAAACGGAUGAUGCAGAAGACCAACACGUACUUGAACGAUUGCGAGGCACUGAUAUGCGUACAUUAAAUCGAGCAUUGAAUCGAGCCUUCGAUAUCAAGGAGAUGAAUGAGACCAGCAAUGGGAUGAUACAGUCUAUUUUGAGCGAGAUGCGGCCCAAGGACGAUAUUUCCAAGAACAUGCUUACUGAAAUUGGACAAUUACGCAUGAUAAUCAAUGAUCUACAGCUUGCUUAUGUGAGCAAGGUCCAGGAACAGGAGGAAAAAGUGAUCCAACAACAACAAUGCAAUGAUGAGCAAACCAAAGGAUCAACAACAGCUAUUGGCCGAUUCAUGGAUAUGGUAUCAUCCACGUUGGAUAGCACCAGCAGCUCUUUGUCCUUUCAAGACAAUUCAAAUGUCACCACUCCCUCUAUUGUAGGGCGACUACAAUCAUGGACCACUGAACAAGUAACGAGGAAACGUCAUAGUAUGCUACGUCCUCCAAGCGUCGAUCAUACCUUGUCUCAUGCCAGCCAAGAUUGA
This is a messenger RNA of Lichtheimia ornata, 1578 nucleotides long. RefSeq lists its product as uncharacterized. NCBI's taxonomy places the organism in Eukaryota, Fungi, Mucoromycota, Mucoromycetes, Mucorales, Lichtheimiaceae. The transcript has 7 exons. The record is from RefSeq and is a predicted model, not a curated record. The coding region runs from base 1 to 1578 and encodes 525 amino acids.